AUGCGCGCCGUAGCCUCAUCAUUGAGCUGGAUCCACCUCUGCACCGCUCCCGUCGCCGCCUCGGCCACGACUUGCAAGUUCCUCGUGACCCCGGCGCCAAGGCAGGCGCCGCUUAGCGAGUGCGCCAUCGUCGCUCUAGGCGGGUUCUCAUCUUCCUCGGUCCAUUGCUGUGCGGCUUUCCGCACGAUCGGACACAGCGGGUCUCGCUUUAGUGCCGCCCUCCUCGCCGCGUCCCUCGCGGCCUUACAGACGAGGCAGCCCCUGAGUUCGCUCCUCGUGGCGGCGCCCGGGGUACUGCUGGUAGAGUCCUACUGGUUUUAA
Molecule: messenger RNA, 321 nt
Organism: Emiliania huxleyi CCMP1516
Lineage: Eukaryota; Haptophyta; Isochrysidales; Noelaerhabdaceae
Exons: 3
Coding region: 1-321 (106 amino acids)
Source: RefSeq, a predicted model, not a curated record